Cryptococcus deneoformans JEC21 is the source of this 4927-nucleotide messenger RNA. RefSeq lists its product as hypothetical. Bases 576 to 4655 code for a protein of 1359 amino acids. The record is from RefSeq and is a predicted model, not a curated record. Gene Ontology annotation, biological process: regulation of GTPase activity. NCBI's taxonomy places the organism in Eukaryota, Fungi, Basidiomycota, Tremellomycetes, Tremellales, Cryptococcaceae. The transcript is spliced from 6 exons. Gene Ontology annotation, molecular function: guanyl-nucleotide exchange factor activity. Gene Ontology annotation, cellular component: cytoplasm.
UCCCAGAGCAUCUUCUUUUCCAUCUGUCUCUAUCUUGCGAGUGUAUCUCUUCCAACCUUCGAGGCAUUUUCAUAUACUCUCAGAGGACAGACACGCCAGCCCCCGUGAAGACGCAACGAUGUCCGCCUAAUAGAGUCUGUCCCAACAACUACUUGCCAAGCAACAGGCUACUUACAAGCAACGAGCUUCUUAUAAUCAACGAUCGUAUCCCGGGCAGUUCGGGCAGGGAAAAACAGGGAGCAUAUCAAAAGCUACGAGUGAGCCCAAAGUGAGGGUGCAACAAAAACUCUGGGUAGUUUGUUUGUGUCCAAAGGAGAUUCUGCGGUGACAGUGAGAGAAACAGCCGCUGGUGUGAUCGUGAUCUGGGAUCCCUCUCGUUAUCGAUACAGGUGCUACUCCUAUCGCACCGCUAUGGACGGACGAUUCUACUAGCACACUCUGUUGCUUCUUGCUCUAUUCUGUGAAUUUUGAACUUGGUAUACAAUCUCAUUCGUUUGGUGAUAACCGGUCGGGACAGAACUCUCUCUGUUAAAGACUGCUGAGGGAUCCCAUCUAGCGAGUCCAAAAAGAACACGAUGGACCCUAUCAUUGUAUUGUCACACCACAUCAUUGCUGUUCCAUCUCUCGAUACAAUCCCCCAAUCAGAAGUGCCCUCUCCGCAGCCAUGCGAGUCUCCUCCUAGUGAACCUCUGACGCCAUCCAAGCCCUUACCACAUCCGCAACGGCCGACACAGUUAUUCACUCCGGCGGAUGCCGUGCAAAACUCUACCCUUGUUUCAUCUGUAUCCGGAACGUUCCAACCAAAGGCAGGUCGGUACUCCUCUCAGCCUCCGUCAAGGUCCCGUCCCCGCUCUCGUUCUGGUUCUGGGAGGUCAACACCUUCUAUCCGUCGUAAUGUCCCUCCUAUCCAUAUUCCCCCAUCAACACCGGAAGAUCCUCUCUUUUCGGCCUACCCUGACAAUGGCGACACGCCGACCCACCUGAAAGGGAAACUGAAGACUAGUCUUUUACCACCUACUCCCAACAAGAAUUUGUUCGAAAGGGGAAGCUAUGUACCCAUGUCAAGGUCUAGUUCAUCUCCUUCUGCUAAACAAAAUCGAUGGAGUGAUAGAAUAUCUGCUCCUGCUACUUCACCAUCCUGCCAACCCCGUCGUAGACGAUCAUCUUCAACACCGCCACAGUUUUCAGACCAUGCUGAAGAAGUUAAAACUGUUGGGCCUAGUAGGAGGCCGUUUAACGCAGGUGGGUUCCGUUUGGAUAAAGUUCCCAGCCGACGAGGCUCGCGUGAGCGGCAGUCACAAGGUGACAAUGAGGAGCUAUAUAAUAUUGGGCAGUCCUCAAGCUCUUAUACGGCUGAGGCUCCAACCAAAUCUAUUCCUUUGGAAGCUAUAAAAAUCAGCUGUCUUGGGUUUUCUCCAGACGAUGGUGUGGAUGGUGAAAAUCAAUCGUCAGCUUUGACGUAUCUCUCCGGGUCAUCUUCUCCUAAACGACUUUCUCCGCAUUCCAGCUGUAUCGGAUCUCCUGCUCGUCAAGACGACCAGUCCUUGGAAAAUUACACAUCGACUUCUGCCUCUGGCGAGCUUUUCUCACCUAUGAGUUUGACUCAUACUCACCCUUUGUCCUCAGCAAGCACUUCCCUUUCACGAAGUGCAAAGAGCGGCAAGGAAGGAAAAGGGGACAAAGAGAAGGAGGAGGGGAACAAGGACAUCGCUUUGGUCGCUGUCAAGCAGCAGAGAUCCGCGCAGUGGAAGGAGAAUCAGGUAGAGCGUCGAAAUCGGUUACAAAAGCGAAAGCAUGCUCUUCUCGAGCUCGUAGAGACUACAGUUUCCCACACUGACCAUCUCAGAUCCCUCGCUACUAUUUAUUUGCCACAAGCUGCCAUCAUCCCUUCAUUGUCUAAUACUUUCACCAGGGCUCUCUUGCCAAAGGCCGUAGAACUGCUCGAUUUCAACGAGCGGCUACAGAAUGACAUGAUCAAAGUGCUCAAAGAGGAAGGUGUGGGAUACAAGGAAGGGGGGAUUAAGAGAAAAAGCGAAGGAGAUGUAUUUGAGACACGGACUGAAAAGGAAACGGGGGACGAGAUUAUUGAGAUGGAAACUGACCUGUCAGAAAGACUCGAUAAGGCCAUCAAACAAAUCGUGAAACUGUGCCUCGAUGCCGAAGCGGGCUUUGCCCAGUACAAGGAUUAUUGUGUCGAAUCUAUUGGCACGUCGAAUUUAUGGAGCAAAAUCUCAUCCCGUGCGGAGAUCCAGACAUUUGAGAAGCGUUGCCAGUUCCUCAACAAUAACCGACAUCAUUACGGCUUGCAAGAGUUGCUUGAGGCGGGCGACCUUUCGCCUAUCCCGGCCUCUUAUCAGUCUCGCCUUCAAUUCGCCGACUAUCUACAUAUCCCUGUUCAAAGGCUUGGCCAAUUCCCUCUCCUUAUCCAGCGUAUCAUGGGAACGUCGUCAGACACCCCCGGGGUUUCCAGUGAGAAGCUCUCAGAAGAGGAAUGGCUCAAUCAAGCGAAGAACUUGAAAUCAUAUUUGGGGGAGCUGUAUGUCGUCAUGAAGACACUUGGAGACGUUGCGGAUGCUGCUCGUGGUGCUCGAGAGAAGAAGAUUGCCACCGAUACUGUCAUUGACCGCAUUGAACCCCACAGUCAGGUUACAAAGUCUUUUCUUAAAAGUCUUGGAACCACUUACCUCAUCGGUGCCCUCGAUGUCAUGUAUCAGCAAGCUUCACCUGUUCCUCCGAUGCAUCACGCCAAGGUCAAGCCUCUCGCUGCUUUCUUGUUCAAGGGAUACCUUAUUCUUGCAAAGGUUAAGAAGAACAAAACAUAUGAAGUGAAGCAUUAUUUACCACUGUCAUUGUUCGACAUUGUUGAUGUCGAAGCGGGUCCUUUGGGUUUUGCUAUUCGACUCCGUGUAGUGGAUACCAUCUUUGACCUUGGUGCCAGUUGCGAUGCAGAAAAGGUGCACUGGCAGAGAGGAAUUUUGGACGCCCGCGAAGAAUGUGACGUCUCACCGUUUGAUCUCCCUUCUAGCGUAUCUUUACGCCAAGCCCGUUCUCGUCGAGCGUCAAUGGACCUGGAACAACGUACUCCUCUUGUCGUCACAAGGACUACUAGUGCCAACAGCCCAACAACGAAACGUCACACUAUCACUUCUAUGGCCAUUGUUGAAGGAGAGAUAGAAGCUGGCUUGCCCUUUGCCGGACAUUCUCCUGGGCAUAAUAGCCAUCCCGCCACCCCCUCUCGAUCGCCUAUCAGAAGUAGCUUCUCUUCCACUCCUGAUCGCAACAAACCCGACCUCAUAUUCCGUAAACCCUCACAGGCUGCUCGUGAUUUUGUCGUUAAUGGGUUGGCGGACGUCUUCUCAAGCGAGCUUUCAAUGGCGCGGAUGAGCAUAGGGUUUAAAAAGUCGACAAUUAGAGAGGAAAGUAGGCAGGCUGUCGUCAAUCCGCCUGCUUUACGCCGGAAGAUGAGCGUCUUGGAUAUAAAACCUUCACAAAACAUUGCCUUCUCUGGUGAGGUUCGAGGUUCAAUCAUUGAGAGACGUAAGCAUAGUCAGCGGGCAAGUUUGCCAAGUAAGUUCCUCCCUGAAGAGCUGUUGGUGAAGGAGCCGGCAGAACUCAGUAGAGAUAAAGGUCAGGGCAAGAAAGUAGAAGAGAAAGACGAAGAUCGUGGUUUUGGGCCUUUCCGCAAUGCCUCGGAGUUUGGCAGUCUGGGUAGGGAAAGCUGUGAAACGUUCGUCCGAAGCAACUCUACGGCAUCUCUUACUGGCACUAAAAAGCCUCAUGUUAAAAGGUCGUCAUCGUUUAACCCAUUAUCAGACGAAGGUGUACUCAAGUUCAUGUCAAAGAAGGAUAAGGGAAAAGGAAGGGCAGUGACUUUGGAUCAACAUAGGGACAUCGAGAGGGAACAGGAGCGGGAUCCGGUCAGCCAUCCUUGGCGGCGACAACAUGAUACCAAACAAAAAACUACGAAUAGUUACAACUCGAACAUUGCGAACUACCUUACAAUGCGAAACAAAUCGCCCCCCGCAUCUGUGGUUUUAUCUCCUACCUAUGAGCAGAAUUCUUUUGCCCGUGUGAUAGAGGACGAAGCAGAUGAUGAUGCCAUUGUCAUUAGCCCUGUCGGGGCGGAACCCACUGAAACGCCCACCCCGCCUUCGGUACCACGUCCUGUUGAUGACCUGACGCCCAUUGCUUCUCGGUCUGGACGACAUGCUUCCCUUCCGGAGUACUCAAUCCCUCUCCCUCAUAGUCAGUUGCCCUCCUCUUCCUUUGGCUUCUCCUUCUUUGGUUCCUCCCAUGGCUCCUCGUACAACAGCGCUGUUCAACAAGACAAGCAGGAGAAACAGUCCAUGCGAUCGGUGCAAACCUUGCAGAAGUCUUUAAGAAGGUCAAUGAGCUUCAUGUCACUGAAGAAGCCGAGUACGACGAGCUUGUUUGAACUUGAAGAGGAAUCGAAGGACUCGAAGGGAGCGGAAGCGUCGACGUCCAGUCCGGACUUGAGAUCAGCGCCAACCUCAUCUGCGCCCGCAGUGGUAGGUGGUGAGCUUGCAAUUGAUACUACCGAACUAUCAGGAAGUCGAUCAUCUGUGCCUGAUACGCCAACGAGGCGAAGGAGCAUUCGGGGAAUCUGGAGUUCAUUCACCCCGAUGAACGGCUGAGUAUGGAGUAGAGGAGGUGAAAGAAGAGGAGAGAAAUGUUGCAUCCGGUUUCAUUUAUUAACAACACUUUUAAUUAUUUAUACAUCCCAACAAACAUUAUUAUAUCAGCAUAGCAAGCCUAGCUGUCACACACAAUAUAGUAGCAUUAGCAUAAUUUCGGUCACUUUUCUCGCCAUUUUAUUCAGAUUAGUCAUUGACAUCAAAAGCAACUCAAGUGUACUGUGUCCCUCCUGUAGCCUGCAUGGAUCCGUUUUCUGUCGGUCAUCCCAGCA